Messenger RNA from Naumovozyma dairenensis CBS 421, 2139 nucleotides. It is a transcript of the gene SLX5, whose product is annotated as SUMO-targeted ubiquitin ligase complex subunit SLX5. Bases 1 to 2139 code for a protein of 712 amino acids. Lineage: Eukaryota; Fungi; Ascomycota; Saccharomycetes; Saccharomycetales; Saccharomycetaceae. The record is from RefSeq and is a predicted model, not a curated record. Gene Ontology annotation, cellular component: SUMO-targeted ubiquitin ligase complex. Gene Ontology annotation, molecular function: ubiquitin-protein transferase activity. The transcript has a single exon.
AUGCAGGAGGAACAAGAAAGGCAUUCGUCGAUUUCCUCUACAGCGACUCCCAUUCUCCCAUCUGAUAAUGUCGCUGAGAGGAACGAUGACAUAAAUACAAAUGAAAAUGGUACUCCUUCUUCUUCUGCUACUUCUGUCGAUAAAAAUACAGCUACAGCUACUCAUGCCAACAAUACUGAAGGCUCUAAUGAUGAUCGUGGUGAUGAUAAUGAUAAUGAUAACAAUAAUUCCGCCAUCCUUAUCGAAAGUGAUCCAGAAGAAGACGCAAGAAUACGUGAAGAAUCAAGGCAGAUUAGUUUAGUACCUGAUCGUCGUAUCGGGAGACCUCGUGAUGCAUUACAUCGAUUUAUAAGUACUAAUCCUAAUAAUACCAACACAACCAGUCGACGUGAUGCACAAGAAGAGAAUGAAGAAAAUGAUGAAAAUGAUGACGAUUUUGCGAUUAUGGACGAAAUCAUUGAUCCCACUCACAAUAACAAUAAUAUUAACGAAAUUGGUCCCAUUGAUCCAACAGCAGAGUAUGUCGAUUUAGAUGCUGAACCUGAAUAUAUUACAAAUUCACGACCAAGAACUAUAAUCAUUAAUAACAAUAGUAGCAAUAAUAACAUUGAAAACUCCAAUGGUGAUGCCAAUGAUGAUGAUGAUGAUGAAGUCAUGAUUCUAGAAGAAAGGACAUCUACACCUACCGUAACGUUGAAUCUACCUGGUGGUGAAAGAUUAAGAAUUAAUGCUGAUCCGAAUGAGAGGCCGACAAGGAGUUCAUUUGAAUCAUUAAAUGAAAACAUUGUCCCAUUAUCACGUCGUCAACUUCUUAGGAGAGCUACUCGGAGAGCAACAAAUUCUUUAUUCUUUCAUGGUAGUGAUGAAAAUGAAAGUGAUAAUGACACCGAUGAAGUUAGUUUACCUGCAAGUAUACUGGGUAUGCGCCAAAGAGCUCGAAUGAUGGCUAUGCAAGAAAGGCAAAGGCAAAGACAAGGACAAGGGCAAGGGCACUCAGCACCUGAUACUAGUGGUAAUAGUGUUGAUAAUACUAGUACCAAUCGUAAUUUAAUCAAUUUAAGAGAAAGAAUUCAUACAUAUCCUCCGGAUGUUCGAGGUGCAUUUGAUCAUGCCCAAUCAUUACAAGAAUUUACAUCAAUCGUUCAAAGUGUGGCACCAACAACUUUUGCAGAAUGUUCAGAUGAUUUGAUUUCUUUGUUCACUCAAUAUAGAGGUCAAGUUAUGGCUGAUUGGACAUUAAGACGAAUUAGACAAUCUCAACGUGAUAAUGAAAGGUUACUUCGGGAAAGGCAUGCUCGCGUACGUUCAACAAUUAGAGCUAAUAAUAGGCAUUUCGGCUCCAAUUUAGCAAGUUUUUUUCUUAUGAACCAAUUAGGCUUGGGCUAUGGUGACGUUGGGGCUGCGGAUGAUGAAGAUGAUGGUGACUAUGGGAUAGGAGAAGAAGAUAACGACACAGGGAGAGCUGCCGGAGCAUACGGUUAUGAAUAUGAAGAUGAUGAUGCACACACGCAGAAUAUCAUUAAUAUGAUUCAACGUAGAGAAGAUGCAGAACGUGAUUCAAGGACUAAAGGGUUCAUGAGUAAAACCAAACCACAACAAGACGGGUUCAAGAAACGUGCGUUAGCAUUACCUGAAGGUUAUAGUUCAUCAUUCUCGACGGAACCAAAGGUUAAAAUGACUGUGAAGAAAAAUGGUAAAGAUGAAACUGUUAUAAUGGAAGAUGUAGACUUGGCGAAAUAUUGGAUGGAUGUUCCUGCAUGCAUUUUGUGUGGUGUUGAGUUGGGCGUUGGUAUACCGAAAGACUUCGUAGGUACUAGUGAUAAGGAUCAUGGUGUUUCGUUUGAAUUUCUUGUUUCUAAAUACGAUUUCCAUUGCCCUUAUCAAAGUUUAUCAAAACCAUCUCAGUUAGACCGUGACUUAUCACAAAAAGUUUAUGUUGCUUCAUGUGGUCAUACAUUUUGCGGACGCUGUUACGUUAGAAUUGAUAAUGCAAAAUCGAAAUCGAAAUUACCCAAGAAAAAAUUAGCAGAAUUGAAAGGGUCAUCACAUCCAGAUAAUUAUGGUCCAAAGACUUGUCCUGGGCCGUCAUGUAAAACCCUACUAAGAUCUAGAGGUAGAAUGCGGGAAAUUUAUUUCUAA